UCUUCCGAGCGAGUUCAACCGCAAAUUAUUUGAUCUCGAUUCGCAAUUAAUGAAAUCGAAAAUUCGUUGAAGUGAAACUCGCUUCUACACAAACGGAAAGCAAUCAAGAACAAAAACCUCAUACAAAGUAAUUAAAAAGGCAAGUGUUUGAUAUUCCAGUGAAAAUGAGAUUUGGCAUUAAUUUGCCGAGGAUUAUCACUGAUUGCAGUGGAUAAGAUGCGGCAACACGACGCACAUUUUGCGUGAGUGUGUGUCUUUUGUGUAAAUUAAUUGCGAGACUCCAAGAUAGAUAGCAGUGAAUCGCCGACGAGAACUAACGGCAACCGAGAUAAAAGGUGGGCGCAUCAAGCAAUGGUGUCACUUCGCCGUGAUUGCAGAUCUAACGUUAUAGCGCGCUUGGUAAUUUCUAAAUAAAACACCAGGACAUUAUCGUGCAGUUAGAGAGCGAACGAAGAUAGCUUUGUACGGAGUCCGUCUGGUCUUAUAUACUACACGCCGUCUACACCCAACAGCGACAACAUGACACAGUCGGUUUUGGAUCAACGACUUGUUAGCAAAUCAAAUGCUUCUUUGACGCACACCACCGUUACCAGUGCCGUUACUGAAGUUUUGGAGAUUUCGAAUUCAUCGAGCGAAGAGUGGACACAUUUCUAUGAUCUUAUGCUGUCUUGGCAAGGCAUUUGUUUCAUCACAAUAUUUUGUGUGCUCAUCGUGAUCACGAUACUGGGCAAUACAUUAGUAAUAAUGGCGAUUAUAACCACACGACGCCUGCGCACCGUAACAAACUGUUUUGUAAUGAGUCUGGCGGUUGCAGAUCUCUUGGUGGGCAUAUUCGUAAUGCCACCUGCCGUAGCCGUACAUUUAGUGGGCUCCUGGCGUCUCGGUUGGAUACUUUGCGACAUUUGGAUAUCGCUCGAUAUACUGCUCUGUACCGCGUCCAUACUCAGCUUGUGCGCCAUCAGCGUGGACAGAUACCUCGCCGUGACAAAACCGCUGAAGUACUCACGUAAACGCCGUUCGAAACGCUUGGCGCUGUUAAUGAUACUGAUCGUUUGGGUGCUGGCGCUGGCGAUAACUUGUCCGCCCAUGCUCGGCUGGUACGAGCCGGGUCGACGUGACCGUAAUGAGUGCCGUUAUAAUCAAAAUAAAGGAUACGUCAUCUAUUCGGCCAGCGGCUCCUUCUUUUUGCCAAUGAUUGUGAUGCUUUACGUUUAUGCGCGCAUUUCCUGCGUUAUCGCCUCGAGACAUGACAAAAUGACCCACACCAGUGUGCAUUGGAAGCGAUUCAGGCGUUACACUACGGUUGAUACUUACAAUUAUGCUGAGCAGGAUUUCUUCGAGUUGACAGGCGAGAAGGCCUCGCAAGAGCGGAGAUUUUCCAAUCAAACCAUCAUUAAUGAGCUAACUGAAGUCAUGGUGCCCGAUGCGGAAAACGUCCGUCCACUGCUCAGCUUAUCAAAGGCGAAUAGCGGUAAGGGUAAUAUCAACGAUUUGACACGACCCGUGUCAUGGAAAACGCCACCAAGUGUGGUGUAUCAGUACACGUCCAAUGGCAAAAGGCAACAAUACGCCCAGUCGUGUCCGCCUGGAUCGAUAGCUCGUAUGCAGCAGCCACGCGGUUCCCAACCGCAACAGCAACAACUGAGAUCCUUGGCCAACUGCAUAAUUUCGCUGAGAAAAGAGCACAAGACUACACAAACGUUGAGCAUUGUGGUCGGGGGCUUUAUUGCCUGUUGGCUGCCAUUCUUCAUUUACUACCUGCUUACACCGUUUCUAGAGCCGCGACAGGUCAGCCGGACCCUCACGCAUGUGCUCACCUGGCUGGGCUGGCUGAACAGCGCCAUUAAUCCCUUCAUUUAUGCAUUCUACAGCAUCGACUUUCGCGUAGCAUUCUGGCGACUCGUCUGCCGACGCUUCUGCAGCAACAUUAUGCGACCACAAACACCCACCACCACUACAUCGAUGCGGCUGUAGGCCAGCAGGUGGGCGCACAAUCGUAGGUCAAUGGAUAUUUUCAUAUAUUCAUUUGACACACAUACAUAUGAAUAUAUAUUUAGAAUUAUAAGCUGAAAAGAAUUCAAGGCGUGGAGCGUGCAUCGGACUAUGUGUGGACAUGUGUAAGGUGUGCUUCAUGUUCAUGUACAUGUUUUUGUCAUCUAAUAUUUAAAGUGUACUAGUCAAGCAUUGUGCUCAGCGCCCAUAUGAAGCGACUCUUAAUAUGGAUGGAUCGAUUUUCAGUUAUUCUAUAAUCGCAAAGAAAGGUUUAAAUGAUCCAUCAACCAAUUAAGGGGACAUGACGCGGCUAAUUAGGAAAAAAUGCGAUUGGCCGCAUAAGAGUCUCAUUGUUUCGAAGAACGCUCGUUAAACGACGCCAAAAUAAGCUAGUCAACGUCAUAGACUUCUGAAAGUUGGGCCAUGGAAGAGGGUUACUCUUAUUAGUAUUCAAAAACUUUUGCCUUCAUGCCAAAUACUAUUCAGGCCACGUAGUAUUUUCUCAGCAAGCAAAAGAUUUAAGAGCUUCGGAUAUAUGAAGCCUUGAACGAAUAUUGAGCCGUUCAAACGCUAUUUUAUUUAUUGUAAGUAAUUAAUAUAAAACAAAACAUAUUGAUGGCAUUUAUAUACAAAAUACAUAUAU
Molecule: messenger RNA, 2635 nt
Organism: Bactrocera latifrons
Lineage: Eukaryota; Metazoa; Arthropoda; Insecta; Diptera; Tephritidae
Product: probable G-protein coupled receptor No18
Exons: 6
Coding region: 520-1974 (484 amino acids)
Biological process (GO): adenylate cyclase-activating adrenergic receptor signaling pathway
Cellular component (GO): membrane
Molecular function (GO): G protein-coupled receptor activity
Source: RefSeq, a predicted model, not a curated record